Salvia hispanica is the source of this 1411-nucleotide messenger RNA. RefSeq lists its product as uncharacterized. NCBI's taxonomy places the organism in Eukaryota, Viridiplantae, Streptophyta, Magnoliopsida, Lamiales, Lamiaceae. The record is from RefSeq and is a predicted model, not a curated record.
AAAUAAUUAAAAACGUUUACCGCUUCGUCUACUUUCUUCUGCAUUUCCGAAGUUCCAACAAUUUUUUCAAUGGCGGAUGGAACAACCAGGAAAAUCUCAGCUUCUUCUGCAAGAGCUCACACUCGCAAACCUAAAUCCAACUCUCCUUCAAAAAACUCAGGGAUUUUCAAGAAACUUCUAUUGGUUUUCUUCGUGGGAAUCUUGGCUUGGGCUUAUCAGGCAACAAAGCCUCCCCCACCGAAGAUCUGUGGCUCGAAAGAUGGGCCUCCGGUUACAUCUUCGAGAAUACAGCUCAAGGAUGGAAGGCACUUGGCCUACAAAGAGUUUGGUGUGCCAAAGGAUAAUGCGAAGCACAAGAUCGUGUUUGUCCAUGGCUUCGAUACUUGCAGGCAUGACGUCUCUGCUAUAACUGCAGGGCUCUCCCCGGAUAUUGUUGAAAGCCGAGGGAUUUAUAUUGUUUCAUUUGACCGACCUGGUUAUGGAGAGAGUGAUCCUAACCCUUCCGCAACACUUAGAAGCAUUUCUUCUGACAUCGAGGAGCUUGCUGAUCAGUUGGCUUUGGGAUCCAAAUUUUACGUUGCUGGAUUCUCCUUGGGCGGGGAGAUUGUGUGGACCUGCCUCAAAUACAUUCCUCACAGGUUGGCAGGAGCAGCUCUGGUUGCACCAGUGGUGAAUUAUUGGUGGAAAGGUAUUCCUUCGAACCUCACUGCAGAAGCAUAUAAGCAGCAGCUUCCUCAGGACCAAUGGGCGCUUCGUGUAGCUCACUAUGCUCCGUGGCUUAACUACUGGUGGAACACCCAAAAGCUAUUUCCUGGUCUGAGUCUUAUCGUUCACAGCCCCAAAGUUCUCUCUCGUCAAGAUGCAGAACUAAUACCAAGGAUUAUCUCUAUACGACAGGAUAUUAUGGCACAGGUAAGGCAGCAGGGUGAGUUCGAGUCCCUUCACUGUGAUCUGGCAUUUGCCUUUGGGAGGUGGGAAUUCGACCCAACGGAGGUGAGAAACCCCUUUCCAGAAGGCGAAGGCUCAGUUCACCUAUGGCAGGGUGAUGAGGAUCGCCUCGUCCCUGCCAUACUGCAGCGUGAGAUCGUCCGCCGGCUGCCAUGGAUUCACUACCAUGAGGUACGUGGCGCGGGCCACAUGUUUCCAUAUGCUGAUGGAAUAGCUGAUUCAGUCAUACAAGCACUUGUUUCUUAGGCUGCUUGCAUAAGGUUUACAUGAAUUCGUAUCACAUUUUGGUAACAUUAUGGGAUUGUUUUGUGUAUAAUUUUAGUAUCUCUAGUCUAUAUUUAUUCUUGUUUUCUUCAAGAUGGCUAGAACUCGUAUGUUUGUCCUUUUUUUACGUAUGUAGAAAUGCGUGCCAUGCUGUAUCAUGUCUCAACUGAUAUAUGAAAAUGUCUUGUUUUGUACUGUA